This is a messenger RNA of Protopolystoma xenopodis, 810 nucleotides long. Lineage: Eukaryota; Metazoa; Platyhelminthes; Monogenea; Polystomatidea; Polystomatidae. The record is from the annotation of a GenBank genome assembly.
AUGCUGCCCAUCGCCACGCCUGGCCAAGCGAUUCCUCAAGAGGCGUCCAGCAUCUCAGGACACCUUCGCUCAAGCGGAGCCAGUCCUGGUCGACUUGACGAUCCGAUCGGAACUGCCAUCCUCGGGGCGUGCCCCAGCAACCGGCCAGAUCAUUUUGCCAAUCCUCACAGCCACUUGGGCGUCGGAUGGGCCGGCGGUCUCAUUUGGCUCCGGGACAACCCUCGGCCGGUCUGGCCGCAAUCUGCCGCAUCAGCCCCGGCGACCGGCCAGCCUAUCUUCUGCCACCUGCACAAAGCGGUCCCUCUUUCCUCUGGCACCGGAUGCCAACCGUGCACGUUGGUCUCGUCUGCUGGGCCCUUUGUUGAGACUGUCGCCUCAUGUACAGCGUCGUCGGCCCUCGUCUCCCGGCCUGCUACAACAUCCGCCGUCUCCGGUACCGCUCCGUUGGCAGGACUGUCAACUCGACUCGCUGCCGUCUCCACCGACGCCAGCAGCGCAGACCCAGCUCCAGCUGCUUCUUCGGCUCUGUCCUCGGUUUCCGCUUUGAGCCUUGCCAUGGCUCCGCAUGCCCACAGCCUCAGAGCCAGACCCUCGAGGCCUGGCUCUUCGGGCCACAUGGCUCCAGGACAGUCGAGGCACACGGUCGCCGAGACGAGGCCAUUGUCGUUUGUCUACCUCUGCGAGUCAGACAAAAUGAGGCUGACCUCCUCUUCGUUGCAUGAAUCCAGCUCCUUUUGGGCCAAUUCCGAUGCCAUGCAGAGCAGAGAGGCCAUGGAUACACUCAAAAUGGACAAGCGACGUCAAGAGUGA